CCCGGACCCGCAUGGAGCAUUUUACCCCCAUUCAAUGACUGAUUGACUAUUUUAGCUAGAAAUUAGCUUAGCAAAUUUCAACAAUACAAGUGCUUAAACAACUGUAUCUGUUUUCUUCUUCAUCAUCUUCAUCCUCUUUAUUGUUCAGGUAAUAAAUAAGCGCUCAAAAAUCGUUGAGAAGAAGAGGUAGAGUAGAGCAGUAUGAAGGUUCCCCGGAGACCGAUCCAAGCCGUCACGACGUGGGUGAAGCGGCAACCGCCCAAGGUGAAGGCUUUCCUCGCCGUCAUCACCGGCAUGGCGGCGCUCGUCAUGCUCCGAGCCAUUGUCCACGAUCACGACAACCUCUUCGUUGCCGCAGAGGCUGUUCACUCCAUCGGAAUCUGCGUCCUCAUCUACAAGCUCAUGAAGGAAAAGACUUGCACUGGGCUUUCUCUCAAAUCCCAGGAGCUUACAGCUAUGUUUUUAGCUGUUAGACUAUAUUGCAGCUUUGUCAUGGAGUAUGAUAUUCACACUUUGCUUGACAUGGCUACACUGGCAACAACUCUGUGGGUUAUUUAUAUGAUUCGUUUUAAACUAAGAUCAAGUUACAUGGAGGAAAAAGACAAUUUUGCAAUAUAUUAUGUGGUUGUCCCUUGUGCUGUUUUAGCUUUUCUAAUUCACCCAGGUACAUCACAUCACUUUGUGAACAAGAUCUUUUGGGCUUUCUGUGUGUACUUGGAGGCAGUUUCCGUGCUACCCCAGCUCCGUGUCAUGCAAAAUACUAAGAUUGUUGAACCAUUUACAGCUCAUUAUGUAUUCGCACUGGGUGUUGCGCGGUUCUUAAGCUGUGCUCACUGGGUUCUACAGGUUUUAGAUACCCGUGGCCAUCUCCUAGUGGCACUGGGCUAUGGUCUAUGGCCUUCUAUGGUGUUAAUAUCUGAAAUUGUGCAAACCUUCAUCUUAGCGGACUUCUGUUACUACUAUGUCAAAAGUGUUUUCGGUGGACAACUUGUGUUGCGCCUUCCUUCUGGGGUGGUGUGAGUGUUGCUGGUUCUGUUGUGUGUCCCUUUGUAUUCUUUGCACUCUAAAGUCUAAAUGGUAGAAGUGGGACGAUCAGUGUAGUUUACAGUUCCACCAAGAACUUGAUGGUCCUAUAUUAGUUUAAUUGGAGGAAUUCCUAACUUUUGGCCUCAAAAUGAAUUUCACUUAUUGCAUAUUAUUAUUAUUAUUAUUAUUAUUAUUAUUAUUAUUACUACUACUACUAUUAUUAUUACUCCCUCCAUAUUUUAAUGUUCAC
Cuscuta epithymum is the source of this 1276-nucleotide messenger RNA. Lineage: Eukaryota; Viridiplantae; Streptophyta; Magnoliopsida; Solanales; Convolvulaceae. The record is from the annotation of a GenBank genome assembly.